This is a messenger RNA of Lolium perenne, 2129 nucleotides long. RefSeq names its product fatty acid elongase 3-like. Gene Ontology annotation, cellular component: endoplasmic reticulum membrane. Lineage: Eukaryota; Viridiplantae; Streptophyta; Magnoliopsida; Poales; Poaceae. The record is from RefSeq and is a predicted model, not a curated record. Gene Ontology annotation, biological process: fatty acid elongation, polyunsaturated fatty acid; fatty acid elongation, monounsaturated fatty acid; very long-chain fatty acid biosynthetic process. Gene Ontology annotation, molecular function: fatty acid elongase activity.
CCAUCGUCCGCGCGCGCUAUAUAUAUCUGUCGUCUCCUUCCCCGAAUCCAUUUCGUUUGAUCCUCCACACACUUCGUUCGUUCCACCGCAACAACCUCCCAUUCCCAUCCACAUGGCCGCCGUCGGCGACGUCGCCAGGUACUGGCUGGCGGAGCACCCGGCCAUCGUGGGCUUCCGGUGGAGCCCCUCCGGCGGCCUCUGGUUCUCCACCUGGGCCUUCCUCCUCAGCUUCCUCGCCGCCUACGUCGCCCUCUGCCUCACCCUCGACGCCCUCCUCGCCGCGCUCCGCCGCAAACGGCCGCUCCCGCUCGGCGCCCUCCCAUCGGCCCACGCGCUUCUCAUGGCCGCCGUUUCGGCCGCCGUCUUCGCCGGCACCCUCGUCUCUGCCGUCGCCGAGAUACGCGACACGCGGUGGUCGUGGCGGGGCCGGAGCCGCACCACCCCGCUCCGCUGGCUGCUCUGCUUCCCGCCGGGCACGCGCUCCUCGGGCCGCGUCUUCUUCUGGUCCUACGCCUACUACCUCUCCCGCUACCUCCACGCCGCGCGGGGCCUCUUCGCCGUGCUCCGGCGCCGGCGCGGCGCGGCCGCCCGCGUCUUCGCGCACGCCGCCGCCGUCGCCAUGGCCUUCCUCUGGCUCGAGUUCUCCCAGUCCUUCCAGGUGCUCGCCAUCCUCGCCUCCACGCUCGCGCACGUCGUCGCCUUCGGGUUCCGCGCCGGGCUGCCGGCCGCGCGCGCCGCCAGGGUGGCGCCCGUGGCGCUGGUCGGGUGCAACGUCGUCUGCCACGCCGGCGUCCUGUGGAUGCACUUCGGAGGGGCCGUCGCCGGCGGGUGCAGCGGCAUCGGGGCCUGGCUGGUCAACACGCUGCUCAACGCUGCCCUCCUCUGGGUCUUCUUGCAUUGCUAUGGUAGGCGCGGCGUCUCCGACGACGACGGCCGCGUCAAGGAAACAUGACCGCCGAUCGAUCUGCGAGGUGCGAGGUGACUCCCAAUGCGAUGAGGAGAGGAAAAACCAUGUAAUAUAUCCAUCUUUUUUGUACAUAUAUAUAGGCCGAAAUUAAUUAAUUUGGUAUCCCAAUGUGAUGAGGAGGAAGACUUAAUUAAUUAUAGAGUUGUCUCAAAUUUUUCUUUAUAGAGAUCGAUUGGCUUAUGCAUGGGAUUCGAUUGAUUAUAAUCGAACCCCUGCUGCUGCUUUAACCUGACUGACUCGCUUCUUCACCUUCAUGGAUCGCUAGGACCAAUUUGGUGCUUCUUGCCUUUGAUCUGAGCUGAAAUCGCAGCUCAAUCUGAAAUCCUGACGUUAAAAUGAAUCAAAUUCCAUUCAUGGGCUCACCGCACACACGCGAUAUAUAGGUAUUGUUCGUCUGCGGGUUAGAAAAAGACAACAAGUAUUGUGGAGCUGAUGAAAGAGCUAGGACUAGAGUGACACCAGUGACAGAGAUGCGUGCAAGCACACAUGUGAAGAUGUAUCAGAAAUUCAGAAUGGCAGCAUGCAUCUUGACAAGGAGUAUCGUAUCUUGCUGAUGUUUUGUCCGGUUCAAUAGGUGUAUACAAUCCAACAAGAGCACAGGAGAACAAAAUAGACGAGUCAGUUCUAAAACAAAUAGAUCACUUCUGGUGUAUAGUAGAAAUGCAUCGCAGAAGCAAACAACAAGACAUGGGGACGUGGAUGGGCAAGUAGCAUGAGACUUGGAGGAUUCUGCGCCUGCCUCGGUUUCUGUUUGAAUAGAACAAGCUCCAGUGAGCAAGGACACUCACAUACAUGACGCAUGAUCUCUAUAUUUUUUUGUUCAGCAGAUUAUGAUGAACAAGAGAGAGAGGGGGGAAGGCGACAGACAGGGAGACAAACCGCGCCAUUGCUGCCUGCCUGCAUGUGAAGCUAGCUCAAACACCAACGCCAAAACCAGAACCUGAGAGUAUGGUGUGGUGCUCUGCGGCAGCCUGUUCCUCUGUCGUCCACAACUGCUGUGGGAGCAAUCUGAAAUUAAGGCGCGCGGGACAGCCAGUUACCAUGUCGACUUUGCAAUCUGAAGCUGCCUUACCUGAAACUCUCUGCAUACACAAUUAGCCGCGUGGCUAACAGGGAGCUGCCGACACCAUAUUUAAUUUGUUUUCCAAAAAUUUCACUGAUC